UAAAAUUUAUUUGCCGAAUCGGCAAUUCAGCAUAGAGAUUCCUCAAAAUGGCGUCGAGUAGUGUUCACUCUGGCAAAGUUGAUCCGGCCAUUUUAAGAACCAGUGAUGGAGGAAGAAAGAAAAAAGUAGAGGACGUCAGUAUUGCAUUAGUUAGAGAAUAUCUUAGUAGGAAAGGCUACAAGUCAACAUUAUCAGCACUAGAUACUGAAGUACCACGAACAGAAGAGAGUAUUAGUAACCGUAGUGUUCUGGUGAAAGAAGCUGGUGUGGUCAACAUAAUGAAGUCAAAUAAGAAACAGCCAGAUCCUUAUAGAACUAUCAUUGAAGCUAUUGUUAAUAAUCAGCUUGAGACCACACCCACUACUCUGACCACACCCACCAACCCGACCACACCAAUUACUCCAACCACGUCUGUACGAACACCACCUACUCCUACAUCAACCACACCCAUUACUACACUGACCACACCCAUUACUGGUCCCUCCCGUACAAUCAACAAAACAAACGGCAAACCGGUCACUUACUCAACCACACCCACUAUAACGACAUCUGCUAGAAUAACCACACCCACCUCCACUUCAACGUUAGAUAGUACUAAGAAAGUAACAAGGUAUCAAAGUGAAGAUGAUUCUAGUAAAUCUAUUGGUACCAAGAUAACUAAUGAUGGUGGGCUGCUGUUGUAUGAAGACAUUGAAGAGGACAGUUCCUUUCUUUUAGAUGAUAAAGUGGUUUCUCAUUUGUUCAGCAGUAGCAGGAACAGUAAAGGAGAGCAAAUAUCUUAUAAUACUGCUAUAAAAUUAAGGGAGGUUGUUUUUGGCUCAGCAACCACUCACUCGUUUAACAGCGAAUGGAGGAAUCAAGGAUUUGUAUUUAAUAAAGAAGUACCAUCACUCAGUUAUGGGCUUGUACAGCACAAGGGUGGCCCUUGUGGAGUGUUAGCUUGUGUUCAGUCAUACAUCAUAAAGAAUAUGCUAUUUGCUGAUGGAGCAAAUAGUGCUGAUGGAUCUACUGAUGCAAUACCUUUUAUUAAUAGAAAGGAGCAGAAGGAGCUCCUCUGUAAAUCCCUUGCUCAGAUACUGUGGAAGGCCGGAGAGAGAAAGAAAGCAACAGUGACAGUUAGAUCAUGGUCCCCUCCUGUUAAAUCACUGACUGUCAGGAGCAGAUCAUAUUAUCCAGAUCAACUUACUGAGCUGCUAGUCGUACAUUCGUUCCUUGACUUUGAUCAGUUGCAAUUAUUCUUGCUCGAGUAUGUUGAUCAGUUUAUUUCUGCUGAGGAAGAAAAUGCUGGCUGUAUUCUCUUCCUAUAUUCAGUUAUAUUAAGCAGAGGAGUGGAAAGAUUGAAGACUGAUUUCGAUGAUGCUAAUAAUACUAAACUGCUUGGUGCCCAUGGCUAUUGCUCUCAAGAGCUAGUUAACUUGUUUCUCACUGGAGCAGGUACCUCUAAUACUUUCAAUGGAGACAUUGUAAUCGAUGAAGGAACAAGAGACUCACAGAGAUUGAAAGGUUUAUAUGCACAAAGUGAAAUAGGCUACUUAACGUUAUUCGAGUAUUAUGGCAGCUGCAAAGUUGGUGAAUUUUAUAAAAGUCCGGUUUAUCCUAUAUGGGUGGUUUGUUCUGAAAGUCAUUUUACAGUCAUAUUCAGUCUUAAUAAAGAUAUUGUGGACAAGAACAGCUGUUUUUCAAUAAUCGAGUUUAAUAUUCAUUAUUAUGAUGGCCUUGGGCAAUUUAUGGAACCAGUUAUACUUAACUUAAAUCUGUCACAGAGCGUCACUAUGAUUUCAUUAAACCUUGAACUAAUGCCACCGCUUGAACUGACCUUGCAUACAAAGUGGAAAGGUCAAAUAAAUUGGUCAUGUGACAAAAUCUAUUGAUUUUAUAUUGUAGUAUACACGUCAUUAUUAUGCAUUAUUAUUAUUAU
Messenger RNA from Amphimedon queenslandica, 1918 nucleotides. RefSeq names its product probable ubiquitin carboxyl-terminal hydrolase FAM188B. Gene Ontology annotation, molecular function: protein binding; cysteine-type deubiquitinase activity; K48-linked deubiquitinase activity. The record is from RefSeq and is a predicted model, not a curated record. The transcript is spliced from 19 exons. NCBI's taxonomy places the organism in Eukaryota, Metazoa, Porifera, Demospongiae, Haplosclerida, Niphatidae. Gene Ontology annotation, biological process: protein K48-linked deubiquitination. The coding region runs from base 48 to 1871 and encodes 607 amino acids.